GACGUUCACGUGUAGGGACAACAGCUGGGGAAUUCAACGCCCUUUAGGUAACUUUAAAAUGAUCCGACUGCACAUGCUCUUUGAAGCUGUGCACCCGAUACGACGGCUCGACUUUACUGCUUAUUCCUCAUUUCAAUUUAUUGUUUGUUUCACAAAAUUUUUGGCAAGUUCCCGUUGGAUUUGAGGUCGCUUGCAUUUUUUUUCCUGGGCUUGGAGGAGAAAAUUGUGUUUCUGAUUAAGUGAAACUCCCGGUUAAGCAUCCACUGGUGAAGAUGAACUGCACAAAGGUGCUGCAGGUGUUUGGUGGGCACACGUAUCACCAACAGGCCAUGCCAGUGGACCUGGCUGUUAAGCUGUGCCUGAGUCAGAGCCCUCCCUUGCGCCGCCUGCUGGCUGUAUCCCCUCUGAAGACCCAGCCACAGUGCUACCCCCCCCAGCAGAGGUGGCGGGAACCUGUGACCGGUCCCCUCCCUUCACGGAAUCAGACAGCGGUCAAGACCCCAGUCAGCAUCAUCAGAACGAGCGGGGGAAGCAUGAGGAAGAAGAACGUGGUGUUCGCCGACGCUCUGGGACUGUCGCUGACGGCGAUACGCUUCUUCGAGACGGAGGAUGACGUGAAUCCCUCUCUGCGAGACUUUGGUGUUGUUGCAAAGCCCUUGGGGUGCACUGACAGGGCUUCCGUGCCCGGCUCUGUGGACCAGAGAGCCUGCCACCUGCAGCUGGGUUUCCCUCAGCCCUGGACGGAUUUCCCAGCUUUCCAUGCGCGCUUGGCCGGAGGCAUGGUCCACCUGGAGAGCUGCAGCGUGACGCCGCGAGGGAUUAGCGGCACGGUGCGGGUGAGGAACACCAGCUUUGAGAAGGCCGUGCACAUCCGCAUCACCUUUGACUCCUGGUGCAGCUAUCAUGACGUUCCCUGCACCUACCUGCAACAGCGUGCUGGAGCUGGCGGAGAAACUGACAUCUUUGCCUUUGACAUCCAUCUACCUCACAAGCUUGACCCUGAGAAGUGCAUCGAAUUUUGUGUCUCCUAUCGCUCCGCUGCUUUUGCCGAGCCCCUGUGGGACAAUAACAGGGGACAGAAUUACCGUGUCUUUGUCUGCGUAGACCCUGAGGCAGUCUACUGGGCCUCUGCGCGGCAGCCUAAUUAUGUUAGAAAACCACUGCACGAUGGCUCAUGGUGUCACCAGCCGAAUGGCACCCAGAAUGGGCUGAACUGCUCAUUUGAUAGCUACCCAGCCAUCCAGAGCUGGAGUGGCCUGCAGCACAUCCUGCCCUUCUGCUAGCAUGACUGACCCUUAUUGAGAGCUCCUGUAAAGCAGCCGUCCUUCACCAUGGAUUCCAGGUUCCUGGAGGACAAUCCUUUACUGAUUUUACUGGUGCUUUUGUGACCACGGUCAGUUAAAGCUAGUUCUCCUUUCAAUGCGAGUUUGCACUUUUGGUUAAUAUGAAGGUCUGAGUCUUAUUACAGUUGAUCAUUUCUGUUUACAUCUGAGAUGCACGGUCAUGAGAUUCCUCAUGAUAGGUGUCCAUCACUUGCGUUACUCUGCUUAAAACCACCCCAAAGUUUGACUGAACUGGUGUUGUGGUUCUGUCUUGUGGUUUUGAUGCAGGAUUUCAUCGGGUGAUGAAUUACUCUAAAUUGGUCUUCAACCACUUCAGAGUAUGUAUGACUUUAAUGAAACUUUCUACAGCAUUAUUAUGAAUGUGAAUUUUUAAAUGUUUAGCUAUUUAUGAGUGAACCUGUUGUGAAUUAAAUGUUUUGACUCUUUCAA
This is a messenger RNA of Paramormyrops kingsleyae, 1772 nucleotides long. RefSeq names its product protein phosphatase 1 regulatory subunit 3C-B-like. Gene Ontology annotation, biological process: regulation of glycogen biosynthetic process. Gene Ontology annotation, cellular component: protein phosphatase type 1 complex. Lineage: Eukaryota; Metazoa; Chordata; Actinopteri; Osteoglossiformes; Mormyridae. The record is from RefSeq and is a predicted model, not a curated record. Gene Ontology annotation, molecular function: protein phosphatase 1 binding; glycogen binding.